Messenger RNA from Drosophila guanche, 318 nucleotides. RefSeq lists its product as uncharacterized. Bases 1 to 318 code for a protein of 105 amino acids. The transcript is spliced from 3 exons. The record is from RefSeq and is a predicted model, not a curated record. NCBI's taxonomy places the organism in Eukaryota, Metazoa, Arthropoda, Insecta, Diptera, Drosophilidae.
AUGUGGGAUGCCUAUCUCUUCAAUGGUUACAAGCCCUUUCUCUACAAUGUCACCUUUGAUGCCUGCAAGUUCCUUGCCAAUGUCAAUUCCAAUCCUGUGAUCAACUUCUUUCAUGAAUCGUUUACGUCCUUCUACAAUGUGAACCACACAUGUCCCUACAAUCAUGAUAUUAUUAUGGAAAAGCUUCCCAUUGACUUUGUCAAUCACCGGAUGUCGAAAGUUCUUCCAUUUCCUGAAGGUGAUUAUCUCGUUGAAUUACGUUGGAUUCGUGCCGAACCCUUUUAUGCUAUUUUCAAAUUAUAUGGAACUCUUUCUUGA